GCCCACAUUUAAACUGCUGCCUGCCUGUGCAGCAGCUGAGGAACCGUGGAUUUCAUAUUACAGACUAAAACCUCAGAACUGCUCAAAAUCCUUCCUGCAGCUGCCAGGCAACAGCGAAAGAGAGUUAAAUCCUAUUCUAUUCCAAUACAAUCGAAGCACUACAUUCUAGCUCUGGCUGCUUUACAUUGCAGCUCAGUGUUAUUACUAGAAAUAUGGAUACUGAGAAGAGAAUACAGCACUGCAUUGUCCGGCCAGGAAAACAGCAGAUGUAAAAAGCUUCAAUGCAUCAACUGUCGGCAAGAGUCAACAGUGCUCCGAAUACAGCGGACAACUAGAGCUCUUUUGUUUAAAGAACGAGAAAGAAAAUGAAAGAAAGGAAAAAUCUCAGAUGAUUAGGACCCAUAUGAACAAGGAGGGUAACUCGAAGACAAGCAGACAGAUGGACACUUUGGAUACUGUGAAAAGCAAUCGCAGGAGGCAGACUAUUGGGGGAUGUGCGCAUGUUCGAUAGCAUCUUUUUUGCUGAAGUGAUGGCGUGCCAAAAGUAUUUUCAGUGGGCAUAAUCCUCUCCACAUAAAUGGCCUGACCAAGGAAGGUGCAUCUUCUCAUUGACUUUCUCAACACAGUAGGGGCCAGUGGAAACAUGCCAAGCAGUGUACUGUGACUAACGGAACUCUGCCAUAAUCAACCUUGCACCGUCUGUCCCACAACUGAUACAUGACCAUUUUACAAAAAAGGCCACUGACUGUGCACCAUACCACCAAUGAAUGACUACAUGGGAGACAACGUGGCUGAAUUUAAAAAUGAUUACCAAAGAAUAGUACUGAUUCAGGAGAAGGAAACAUUUUCUGCCACCAGUAGUAUCUCAUAUCCCAUUACUGGAUAUUUGCAACAUGCUUCAGUGGAGGAGAAGACACUGCUGCUUUGCAAAGAUGAGCUGGAAUGCCAAGAGGUCUCUGUUCCGUACCCAUCUUAUUGGUGUACUUUCUCUAGUGUUCCUUUUCGCUGUGUUUUUAUUUUUCAAUCAUCAUGACUGGCUGCCAGGCAGAGCUGGAUUUAAAGAAAACCCUGUGACAUAUACUUUCCGAGGAUUUCGUUCUACAAAAAGUGAGACAAACCACAGCUCUCUCCGGAACAUUUGGAAAGAAACAGUUCCUCACACUCUGAGGCCUCAAACAGCAACUAACUCCAAUAACACAGACCUGUCACCACAAGGAGUUACAGGGCUGGAGAAUACACUUAGUGCCAAUGGAAGUAUUUACAAUGAAAAAGGUAUUGGACAUCCAAAUUCUUACCAUUUCAAAUAUAUUAUCAAUGAACCUGAAAAAUGCCAGGAGAAAAGCCCUUUUUUAAUACUGCUAAUAGCUGCAGAACCUGGACAAAUAGAAGCUAGAAGAGCUAUUCGGCAAACGUGGGGCAAUGAAAGUCUAGCACCGGGUAUCCAAAUCACACGAAUUUUUUUGUUGGGCGUAAGUAUUAAGUUAAAUGGCUACCUUCAACGUGCACUACUGGAAGAAAGCAGACAAUAUCAUGAUAUAAUUCAACAGGAAUAUUUAGAUACAUACUACAAUUUGACAAUUAAAACACUUAUGGGCAUGAAUUGGGUUGCAACCUACUGUCCACAUAUUCCAUACGUUAUGAAAACUGACAGUGACAUGUUUGUCAACACUGAAUAUUUAAUACAUAAGUUAUUGAAGCCAGACCUGCCUCCCAGACAUAACUAUUUUACUGGUUACCUAAUGAGAGGAUAUGCACCCAAUCGGAACAAAGAUAGCAAGUGGUACAUGCCACCAGACCUCUACCCAAGUGAACGCUACCCUGUCUUUUGUUCUGGGACUGGUUAUGUUUUUUCUGGAGAUCUGGCAGAGAAGAUAUUUAAAGUUUCUUUAAGUAUCCGUCGUUUGCACUUAGAAGAUGUUUAUGUAGGGAUCUGUCUUGCCAAGUUGAGAAUUGAUCCUGUGCCCCCUCCCAAUGAGUUUGUGUUCAAUCACUGGCGAGUUUCUUAUUCAAGCUGUAAAUACAGCCACCUAAUUACCUCUCAUCAGUUCCAGCCUAGUGAACUGAUAAAAUACUGGAACCACUUACAACAAAAUAAGCACAACGCUUGUGCCAACGCAGCAAAAGAAAAGGCAGGCAGGUAUCGCCACCGUAAAUUACACUAGAGAAGACAAUUUUUUUUUUCAAAUGUGCAAUCUGUAAAAUAUUGCUAAAAGCAUGUAUAGUUAAAACUGAUUACAUCCAUAGGACAAGUUUUAGUUAAAACUCAUCACAUAAAGGAAUUCAAAAAUUAUUUUUUAAAUUUCUGAAGGUAAUUCUUAAAAAUACAACAUUAUAUAACAGAAAGGUAUCCCAAAAGAAUCUAUUAAAAAAAACUGUAUAAAGGGAUUCUGUGUAUUAACAUGCAAUAACAAGCAUGCAUACAUCAAUGGUUCGAGGCUUAUGUUAAGGGCCAGUAAGAUGUAUUUGCAUAUAUUUUUCACACAAAUUUUAAUUUAAGAAAUGGAGAUAGUCAAAAGACCCUUCAUUUUAGAAUUAGUUUUUCAUUUUAACAUAUAAUUAAAUGUAAAUAAAACAUUACUGUCAAUCUUAAGGAAACUUCGUAAUUGUGCAAAGGACAAAUUUUCUGACCUAUUCGAGGGUUCUAAAACUAUAUUCUACGCAAUAAGAUUUAGUUGCAUUAGUCCAUAAAACACAUUUAUGAAAUUCAGAUGUUUCGUCAAUGCAAUUCUCAUCUAAGUAUUUACCUUUUUAAAACAACUGACACAUUCAUUUUCUUUUAUUAGUACAUAUAUCGGGGGAAAUUAUUUUGACAUGAUGUGAUAAAAUGUGAAAAACCAA
Mustela lutreola (European mink) is the source of this 2838-nucleotide messenger RNA. RefSeq names its product beta-1,3-galactosyltransferase 2 (gene B3GALT2). Bases 894 to 2162 code for a protein of 422 amino acids. The record is from RefSeq and is a predicted model, not a curated record. Gene Ontology annotation, molecular function: N-acetyl-beta-D-glucosaminide beta-(1,3)-galactosyltransferase activity. Gene Ontology annotation, cellular component: membrane. The transcript has 3 exons. NCBI's taxonomy places the organism in Eukaryota, Metazoa, Chordata, Mammalia, Carnivora, Mustelidae.